GCCCGGGGAGCCGGCGGCGCGACCGGCCGGCGGCUGAGCGCGGUGCGGGCCCGGUAUGCGGGCCGCGCUCACCUGGCGCGACAGGGCCGAGCACUGCAUCUACGACCUCGCGUUCAAGCCGGACGGGACGCAGCUGAUCAUCGCCGCCGGCAAUCGGCUCCUGGUAUAUGAUACAUCUGAUGGAACCUUAAUUCAACCUUUGAAGGGACAUAAGGACACUGUGUACUGUGUGGCUUAUGCUAAAGAUGGCAAACGUUUUGCAUCUGGCUCAGCUGAUAAAAGUGUGAUCAUUUGGACUUCAAAGCUAGAGGGAAUUCUGAAAUACACGCAUAAUGACUCUAUACAGUGCGUUUCGUACAAUCCUCUUACUCAUCAGUUGGCAUCCUGCUCUUCCAGUGAUUUUGGCUUGUGGUCGCCCGAACAGAAAUCAGUCUCUAAACAUAAAGCUGGCAGUAAGAUAACUUGCUGUAGUUGGACAAACGAUGGCCAGUACCUUGCUUUGGGGAUGUUCAACGGAGUCAUCAGCAUACGGAAUAAAAAUGGUGAUGAGAAAGUUAAAAUAGAGCGUACCGGGGCUGGCUCAUCUCCAAUAUGGUCCAUCUGUUGGAAUCCAUCCAGUCGAUGGGAGAAAUUUUGGAGUAGAGCAGAUGAAGAAGAGGAGUCAGAUAACGGCCGUUUAGAGAAGUCAGAUAACAGCCAGUUAGAGGAGAUACCAGAGUUGAAAUCCAAGCCUGACAGAGGGCAGGAUAAUGAGGAAAAGAUAGAAGACAGUGAGAAAGAAGACGCUAUGCAUUCCAACUUAGAUGAACGCAACGAUACUUUAGCUGUGGCAGACUGGGGUCAAAGGCUUUCCUUUUAUCAGCUGAGUGGCAAACAGAUUGGGAAGGACAGAAUGCUCAAUUUUGACCCUUGCUGUGUUAGCUAUUUUACUAAAGGAGAGUACAUUCUGCUGGGAGGUUCAGAUAAACAAGUUUCCCUCUUCACGAAGGAUGGUGUCCGUCUUGGAACCAUAGGAGAGCAAAGCAGCUGGGUGUGGACUUGCAGAGCUAAACCAGACUCCAACUAUGUGGCAGUGGGCUGCCAGGAUGGAACAAUAGCCUUUUAUCAGCUGAUUUUCAGCACUGUUCAUGGCCUUUACAAAGAUCGCUAUGCUUACAGAGACAGCAUGACUGAUGUUAUUGUCCAGCACCUCAUCACGGAACAGAAAGUUAGAAUAAAAGGCAGAGAGCUGGUGAAGAAAAUCGCCAUCUACAAGAACAGAUUAGCCAUCCAAAUGCCAGAGAAAAUCCUGAUUUAUGAGCUGUAUUCGGAUGAUUCCUCAGACAUGUAUUAUCGUGUGAAGGAAAAGAUAGUAAAGAAGUUUGAAUGCAACUUGCUGGUUGUAUGCUCAGAUCACAUUAUUUUAUGCCAGGAGAAAAGAUUGCAGUGCCUCUCAUUUAGUGGUGUUAAAGAACGAGAGUGGCUGAUGGAAUCUCUAAUCCGAUACAUCAAAGUAAUUGGAGGACCUCCGGGAAGAGAAGGCCUCUUGGUUGGUCUGAAGAAUGGGCAGAUUCUGAAGAUAUUUGUUGAUAAUGUCUUUGCCAUCGUCCUGCUGAAGCAAUCCACAGCUGUACGCUGUCUGGAUAUGAGUGCAUCUCGAAACAAGUUGGCAGUGGUUGAUGAAAACGACACCUGCCUCGUGUAUGAUAUUCAUACCAAGGAGUUGUUGUUCCAGGAACCCAAUGCUAAUAGUGUGGCGUGGAAUACUCAGUGUGAGGAUAUGCUGUGCUUCUCUGGAGGGGGUUACCUCAAUAUCAAAGCUGGUAACUUCCCUGUCCAUCAGCAAAAACUUCAAGGCUUUGUUGUGGGAUACAAUGGCUCCAAGAUCUUCUGUCUUCAUGUUUUUUCUAUGUCAGCUGUUGAAGUUCCGCAGUCUGCGCCCAUGUAUCAAUAUCUGGAACGGAAAAUGUUUAAGGAAGCGUAUCAGAUCGCGUGUCUGGGAGUGACUGAUGCUGACUGGAGAGAACUGGCCAUGGAAGCCUUGGAAGGGCUGGAGUUUGAAACGGCUAAAAAGGCAUUUACCAGAAUACGAGACCUUAGAUAUUUAGAGUUGAUCAGCAGCAUUGAGGAGCGGAAGAAGCACGGAGAGAACCUCAAUGAGUUGUUCCUAGCAGAUGUUUAUGCCUACCAGGGAAAGUUCCACGAGGCAGCAAAGCUGUACAAGAAGAGCGGGCGUGAAAGCCUAGCUCUGGACAUGUACUCUGAUUUACGCAUGUUUGACUAUGCCAAGGAUUUCCUCCGAUCCGGAGACCCCAAAGACACAAAGAUGCUAAUAAAAAAACAAGCAGAUUGGGCCAAGAAUAUCAAUGAGCCAAAAGCAGCUGUGGAGAUGUACCUUUCUGCUGGAGAGCACAUGAAGGCCAUAGAAAUCAGUGGGGACCACGGCUGGGUUGAUAUGUUAAUAGAAAUUGCUCGGAAGCUGGAUAAAGCUGAGCGUGAGCCUCUGUCAAAAUGUGCCUUCUAUUUUAAGAAACUCGAUAACCCCGGCUAUGCAGCAGAAACCUACAUGAAGGUUGGUGACCUGAAAGCGUUGGUCUCUCUCCACGUGGAGACGCACCACUGGGAAGAAGCAUUUGCUUUGAGUGAAAAGCAUCCUGAAUUCAAAGAUGAGGUCUAUGUCCCUUAUGCUCAGUGGCUAGCGGAGAAUGAUAGAUUUGAAGAAGCACAAAAAGCAUUCCACAAGGCUGGCAGGCAGAGAGAAGCUGUGAGAGUGCUGGAGCAGCUAACACACAAUGCUGUGGUUGAAAGCCGAUUUAACGACGCAGCCUAUUAUUAUUGGAUGCUUUCCAUGCAGUGUUUAGAUAUUGCCCAAGAGAAUGAAGAACAGAAGACUGAAAUGCUGCAGAAGUUUCAUCACUUCCAGCAAUUGGCAGAAGUUUACCAUGUCUAUCACUAUAUUCAAAGAUACACUGAGGAGCCUUUCAGUUUCCACUUGCCUGAAACACUCUUCAAUAUUUCCAGGUUUCUGCUUCACAGCUUAACAAAGGAGACUCCCUUGGGGAUCUCCAAAGUUAAUACAUUAUUUGCCCUGGCAAAACAGAGUAAAGCUCUGGGUGCAUAUAAACUGGCACGUCAUGCUUACGACAAGUUACAGGGACUGCAGAUCCCAGCUAGGUUCCAGAAAUCCGUAGAGCUGGGCAGCCUGACAAUCCGAUCCAAGCCAUUCCAUGACAGCGAAGAGCUUGUGCCCUUGUGCUAUAGGUGCUCUACCAACAACCCUUUGCUAAAUAACUUAGGGAAUGUCUGCAUUAACUGCAGGCAGCCUUUCGUCUUCUCCGCUUCUUCCUAUGAAGUACUGCAUCUGGUCGAGUUCUAUUUGGAAGAAGGCAUCACGGAUGAAGAAGCUGUAUCUCUCAUUGAUCUCGAAGCUCCAAGAUUGAAUAAAAGUGGGAAUAAAUGGCAAGAGAUGAUGGGUGAUGAUGCACAGAGUCUGAGGCUUAAUGACAGUGCAGUUAUUACUGAAGACGAUGAUCCCUUUACUGCAAAACUGAGCUUUGAGCAAGGCAGCUCAGAGUUUGUUCCUGUGAUUGUGAAUCGUGCCGUUCUGCAGUCAAUGAGUCGGAGGGACGUCCUCAUUAAACGCUGGCCCAAGCCACUGCGAUGGCAGUACUACCGUUCCCUGCUGCCCGAUGCCUCCAUUACCAUGUGCCCAUCGUGCUUUCAGAUGUUUCACACAGAAGACUAUGAGCUUCUUGUACUGCAGCAUAACUGCUGUCCGUUCUGCCGAAGGAGAAUAGAUGAGUCAAACCAAUGAAGAAAAAUGAUCUUAUACCUCAUCUGAGAGCCUUCCCUAUUGACUUGGCAAGGCAUCUCUUGCAUUCUUAGGUUUCCUAACAACUUAGUUGCCAUCUUGUUCUAUUUUGGACACGAGUGAAACUGAGUUGAAGGAAAUGUAACUUUUUUUUUUUAAUUGGAAAUGUCUGUUUUGGUGAAUGUCCUCUGUAUUUCCAGAUAAACAGCUGAAGUGCCACAGAUUUCUACAGGAAAGUUUCCAGGGUCAAAUUAACCCACGGAAUUGUUUUUAUUCCAAUUUGAGUUAGAACUCAAAAAUUUGUCCUUAAUAUGUACCUGUUAUUGACAGAACUUCAAGUAAACGGCACUAUUUUCAGUA
Messenger RNA from Gallus gallus (chicken), 4150 nucleotides. It is a transcript of the gene IFT122, whose product is annotated as intraflagellar transport 122. Lineage: Eukaryota; Metazoa; Chordata; Aves; Galliformes; Phasianidae. Gene Ontology annotation, cellular component: non-motile cilium; intraciliary transport particle A. Gene Ontology annotation, molecular function: protein binding. Gene Ontology annotation, biological process: protein localization to cilium; non-motile cilium assembly; intraciliary retrograde transport. The record is from RefSeq and is a predicted model, not a curated record. Bases 56 to 3793 code for a protein of 1245 amino acids. The transcript is spliced from 30 exons.